Messenger RNA from Myotis brandtii (Brandt's bat), 929 nucleotides. RefSeq names its product basic helix-loop-helix family, member e41 (gene BHLHE41). Gene Ontology annotation, cellular component: nucleus. Bases 330 to 929 code for a protein of 199 amino acids. Gene Ontology annotation, molecular function: protein dimerization activity; RNA polymerase II cis-regulatory region sequence-specific DNA binding; DNA-binding transcription factor activity, RNA polymerase II-specific. Gene Ontology annotation, biological process: circadian regulation of gene expression; regulation of neurogenesis; regulation of transcription by RNA polymerase II. NCBI's taxonomy places the organism in Eukaryota, Metazoa, Chordata, Mammalia, Chiroptera, Vespertilionidae. The transcript is spliced from 6 exons. The record is from RefSeq and is a predicted model, not a curated record.
CGGAUGGUACGUUCCGCACGUGAGCUGGGUGCUGGUCUGGCCGGCGACGCGCGUGCCCUGUGGCCAAACACUGCCCGGAGUGAGAGCAAACUACCAGCGCUGAGGGGCCGGCGGGAGUGUGGGUUCGUGUGUAUGCGUCUGUGUGCAGGAGAGCGAGCGCGGUGGUAGGGGGACCAACUGCUUCACACUUUCAACACUGCACUGAAGAGGGAGAGCGAGAGACUGGAGACGCACAGAUCCCCCCAAGAUCUCUCAAAGCUACCGUCCCACAGAUUAUAGAACAGGACCCCCCAAAAAACGAAACAGAGGAAAACGGACAGCGGUUGGACAUGGACGAAGGAAUUCCUCAUUUGCAAGAGAGACAGUUACUGGAACAUAGAGAUUUUAUAGGCCUGGACUAUUCCUCUUUGUAUAUGUGUAAACCCAAAAGGAGCAUGAAGCGAGACGAUAGCAAGGAUACCUAUAAAUUACCGCAUAGAUUGAUAGAAAAGAAAAGAAGAGACCGGAUUAAUGAAUGCAUUGCUCAGCUGAAAGAUUUACUGCCUGAACAUCUGAAGUUGACAACGCUGGGGCAUCUGGAGAAAGCGGUAGUCUUGGAAUUAACUUUGAAACACUUAAAAGCUUUAACAGCCUUAACCGAGCAGCAGCAUCAGAAGAUAAUUGCUUUACAGAAUGGGGAGCGAUCUCUGAAAUCGCCCAUUCAGUCCGACUUGGACGCGUUCCACUCGGGAUUUCAAACAUGCGCCAAAGAAGUCUUGCAAUACCUCUCCCGGUUUGAGAGCUGGACGCCCAGGGAGCCGCGGUGCGUCCAGCUGAUCAACCACUUGCACGCCGUGGCCACCCAGUUCUUGCCCACCCCCCAGCUGUUGACUCCACAGGUCCCCCUGAGCCAAGGCACCGGGGCGUCCUCGGCCUGGAAAGCCUACUGA